ACCGUCUUCAAAACAGUUUUCUUGGAUUACUAUUUUGACCUUCUUACCUAUUUGAACGACCGCAAGCAAAGAUUGCAGAAGUUCAAGGACGAUAUGAAGACUCGAGGAGUAGGUCCGGGUGAGCAAGACCGAGAUUGGAAGUAUCUUUGCGGAAAGGAACGAGCGGCUCUGCGGAAAAGACGGACUCGCAUCCGUUUGGCAAACUUCAAUAUCGUCACUCAGGUCGGCCAAGGUGGAUAUGGUCAGGUUUACUUGGCAAAGAAGAAUGACACCAAAGAAUUCUGCGCGCUCAAGAAAAUGAGCAAAGCCCUCCUGCACAAACUUGGCGAAGUCAACCACAUCCUCACCGAGCGUGACAUCCUCACACGCACGGACAGUCCUUGGCUCGUCAAGCUUCUAUACGCAUUCCAAGACUGCGAUCAUGUAUACUUGGCGAUGGAGUAUGUGCCUGGCGGCGACAUGAGGACGUUGCUGAACAACUCUGGAGUACUGCGAGAGGUGCAUGCACGAUUCUAUGUCGCCGAGAUGAUUGUGGCGGUUGCCGAAUUGCAUCGACUGGGGUACAUUCACAGGGACCUCAAGCCGGAGAACUUCUUGAUCGAUGCAACGGGGCAUCUGAAGUUGACGGACUUUGGACUCAGUCGUGGUGCACUGAGCCCAUCUAUCAUGGACUGUCUCAAAGAGAAGCUUGAUAAACUAAAAGACACCCCAUUGACACAUCGAUCGAUUGCGGAUAGACGCAGCAUUCACAAAUCGCUGCGGAGGGAAGAUAUGCUGGCAUACUCCCUCGUCGGAUCUCCGGAUUACAUGGCGCCUGAGGUUCUCACAAACAACCAAGAAGGUUACGGUCUUGCAGUUGACUAUUGGAGCAUCGGUUGCAUCCUGUUUGAAUGCUUAGCAGGAUACCCUCCCUUCACUGCACCAACGACGGAUGAUGUAUGGGUAAAUGUUUACCACUGGGAAAAAGUACUUGAGCGGCCACGCUACAGCGGAGCAGAUGAGGAGUUCAACCUGACGGAUACGGCAUGGAGCUUGGUCACAAGCCUGAUUGCGAAACAGCCCGUGCGACUCCAAUUGCAAACCCAUCUCCAGCAACAUCCUUUCUUCCACGAUUACUCCUUCUCGCACCUCCGAACUCCCACCUCGCCCACCCCACCCUUCAUUCCAGCCCUCAAAUCCUCGAUCGACACGACCUACUUUGACGACUUUAGCGAUCCGAAAGACAUGGCGAUGUACAAGGAGGUCCAAGAUCGAAUGAAAGAGAUGGAAAAGAAGAAGAAUGAAGCUGCCACGAACCCAGCAUCGGGCGUGCAGAAGGAGCUGAGGAAUGCGUUUGUUGGGUUUACAUUCAAGCAUAAGGAAGCGAAUGAUUGGGAUAAAGUAGAUGACGGAACGUAUACGGGUAUGCAUUCAAGGACAUGGCGGUUCUUUGCAAUUUUAACUAUCUAUUAACAAAGUCUGUCUUUUGCAGGCAGCACGAUGUUCUGAUGCCCCUGAUAGCGGCCUUACGGGCAGAAAUUGGGCAAGCCACAAGGCUAUAGUGCUCUCAUCAAUCCACCAAUGCUGACCUUUGAACACAAUGUAAUAUGAAAGUUCAAAGGAAGAGGCGGUUAUUCCCUGUACAUGCGUCGCCAGUCGUGCUCUGCAGAAUAGACCACUGACACAUCACUGUUCGGCCUGUUGGCGUCGUCU
Fimicolochytrium jonesii is the source of this 1692-nucleotide messenger RNA. RefSeq names its product kinase-like domain-containing protein. The record is from RefSeq and is a predicted model, not a curated record. Gene Ontology annotation, molecular function: ATP binding; protein serine/threonine kinase activity. Gene Ontology annotation, cellular component: spindle pole body. The transcript is spliced from 8 exons. Gene Ontology annotation, biological process: intracellular signal transduction; peptidyl-serine phosphorylation. The annotation marks the transcript as partial. NCBI's taxonomy places the organism in Eukaryota, Fungi, Chytridiomycota, Chytridiomycetes, Spizellomycetales, Powellomycetaceae.